AUGCUCCUAGCAAACCAAAGCACGACCUUCUACCUUCAACUCGUCGCCACCGCCGUUGUCCUCCUCCUCGCCGCCAUCCACGUCCGCCGCGAAAGACUAUAUCCCGUGCUCCCAGUCGCCUUCCUACAAAAUGAAAAGGACUAUGAGAAGGCGAAGAAGGACUGGGGCACAAGCGCGAAAGAAGUGGUCGAACACGGUUUGAACAUUUUCCGGAAGCCGUUCCAGGUCGUCAGCCCCAUCGGACCCAAGAUCAUCCUGCCGAACUCGUACGUGAAUGAGAUCAAGAGCGAUAAAAGGUUCAGCUUCGGGAAGUGGACUGCGAAUGAGUUUUUGUCUCACCUAGACGGCUUUGAGGGCUUCGGAAAAGUGUUUGAAACGCCAGUCUUCACCGAAACUGUCCGGACUAAGCUCACGCAGGCACUCGGCACACUGACCGACGACUUGUGCCAAGAAAGCGAACUGACGCUGCUGGACAGCCUUGGGGAGCCGAAAGAAUGGACCUCACUGGUGCUGAAGCCCUUCACGCUCGACUACGUGGCGCGCCUCUCGACGCGCGUCUUCCUGGGCGAGUCGCUGUGCCGCAACCGCGAGUGGCUCGACGUCUUCGUCAACUACACGGUCGAGGCUUUCGUCGCAGUGCAGCAGCUGCGCCACUACCCUGCGUGGCUGCGGCCGGUGGUCAACGCGUACCUGCCGGGCCCGCGCAAGGUGCGCGCCUCCAUCGCCCAGGCGCGCAAGCUGAUCGUGCCCGAGAUCGAGAAGCGCAGGAAGGCCGUGGCCGAGGCGGCGGCGCGCGGCGAGAAGGUCAAGGGCAAGGACACGGUGUCGUGGAUGGACGAGGUCGCAAAGGGCCGCCCCUUCGACCCCGUGCUCAACCAGCUGUUCUUCUCCGUCGCCGCGCUGCACACGACGAGCGGGCUGAUAACGCAGGCCGUCCUCGACCUUGUUUCGCACCCGGACGUGAUCGAGGACCUGCGCGCCGAGGUGCGCCAGGUGCUGAAGGAGGAGGGCUGGAAGAAGACGAGCUUGUACAAGAUGAGGCUGAUGGACAGCUUCCUGAAGGAGUCGCAGCGCGUGAAUCCGCCCGGCCUGCUCGUCAUGAACCGCGUCGCCGAAGAAGCCGUCACCCUCAGCGACGGCACCCACAUCCCAAAAGGCGCCGUCGUCUCGUGCUCCAUGGACAACCUGAGCAACCCGGCCAUCUACCCGGACCCGGAAAAGUUCGACGCCCGCCGCUUCCUGCGCAUGCGCGAGCAGCCCGGCCAGGAGAACAGCUGGCAGUUCGUGACGACCAGCCCCGAGCACCUCGGCUUCGGCCACGGCACCCACGCCUGCCCGGGGCGCUUCUUCGCCUCCAACGAGGCCAAGAUCGCCCUCGCCUACCUGCUGCUCAUGUACGACAUCCGCUUGCCCGGUGGUGUUACUGAGCGGCCCCCGACGUUUGGGAAGGAUGCCGAGUUCUUUGUUGAUCCGGCAGUUAAGAUUGAGUUUAGGCGGAGGGAGGAGAAUGUGCCGAGGGAGUAG
This is a messenger RNA of Lasiodiplodia theobromae, 1524 nucleotides long. Its product is annotated as Cytochrome p450. The record is from RefSeq and is a predicted model, not a curated record. Gene Ontology annotation, molecular function: heme binding; oxidoreductase activity, acting on paired donors, with incorporation or reduction of molecular oxygen; monooxygenase activity. Lineage: Eukaryota; Fungi; Ascomycota; Dothideomycetes; Botryosphaeriales; Botryosphaeriaceae. The transcript is spliced from 5 exons. Bases 1 to 1524 code for a protein of 507 amino acids.